Messenger RNA from Rana temporaria (common frog), 939 nucleotides. RefSeq names its product apolipoprotein O (gene APOO). NCBI's taxonomy places the organism in Eukaryota, Metazoa, Chordata, Amphibia, Anura, Ranidae. Gene Ontology annotation, biological process: cristae formation. Bases 83 to 742 code for a protein of 219 amino acids. The record is from RefSeq and is a predicted model, not a curated record. Gene Ontology annotation, cellular component: MICOS complex. The transcript has 9 exons.
AGGACGCGUUGCUAGGGCUUUGUUGUUGCCAAGGUGAGCACGGCCUAGUUUCCUCUCGCAGCCCGGUCUCACCUCCGCUGUCAUGUUCAAGGCAGUGAAAUUCGUAGCUUUCCCCGCCAGUCUGGGUUUUGUGGCUUUUCGUGUGCACGCAGAAAGUGAAAAAAAUACUUCUCCUAAAACAGUCCUAAAAGUGGAAGAGCUUACGCUGUAUUCCAGCCCAGUGCAAGAAGCCAGAUUUGUUGAAGAGAAGCAGACUGAACUGGAAGAGGGAAUUUCAUGGCUCAGACAGUCUGCAGCACCGUAUACUAGCUGGUGUCAGGAUGUAUACACAAAGACCAAGCCUAAGGUGGAGACUGCUGUGGAGCAUUCAAAAAUGACAUAUGAAAAUCUAAGAGAUGCACCACCCGGAUUCUAUCCCAGACUCGGUCUAAUUGGAUUUGCUGGAAUUGUUGGCUUAUUUCUUGCAAGAGGUUCAAGAAUAAAGAAAAUAAUAUAUCCUCUGGGAUUUAUGGGAAUUGGUGCCUCUCUCUAUUACCCCCAACAGGCAGCUACAAUUGCAAAGGAUACCGGUACAGCGCUAUAUGACUGGAGCCUCCAAAGCGUUGUAACCCUGGAGUCUUUGUGGAAAGAUGGUGGAAAGAAGAAGUCUGCAAAAAAAGAAGAAAAGUCUGCCCCAUCUGUGAAUAGUAACCUGUCGCCAGCUGAUGAGACUACACGGAGUUCAUCUGAAAGCUCUAAAUAAAGGUUCCUCCAUUGUGCGAUUUACAUUGUGGAACAGCUUCCAGUUCAUCUCAGGAAAUCCACAACUUGCACUGAUGCAUCAGAAGGAGUGUCUUUGUGAACUAAGGCACAUGAACUCGGCAAUUGCUCAUGAUCCAAAGUCAGAUUCUGUUAUUUAUGUACCAAAUUGAUCAGCCAAUAAAAUAUUUUAUUUGCAUU